This is a messenger RNA of Caenorhabditis angaria, 1368 nucleotides long. Lineage: Eukaryota; Metazoa; Nematoda; Chromadorea; Rhabditida; Rhabditidae. The record is from the annotation of a GenBank genome assembly.
AUGCUUUUUCCGCUAAUUUUUCUAUUUGUCUCUAGUUUGGAAGCUGGUAGGCUAUAACACUAUAACACUAUAAUUUCAGCCAAAUCUUAAAUUUCCAGCCAACUUAUGCCCAAAUGGUUGGACCUUCUCAACAGCCAACUCCUAUUGCUACUAUGUCUCAAACAAUUCAAUGACUUGGGAUCAAGCCGCCACAUUUUGUAGUUCAAUUGGAGGAUCUUCAGUGUACAUCACCAGCUUUACAGAGAGCACAUUUGUGAAAAAUCUGACCUCUAGCUAUUUGCUUCAACCAUGGCUAGCGAUUCAUAGAAAUUCCACAGAUGGUUAUUUUUACGAUCCAAGAGGUUAUAGGGUAUACAGUUCGUAUUGGGCUACAAGUAAGCGAUAAAAAACCGGAAAAAUAUCUAGAUUUCAAAGUCUUUUAGAUGAACCUGGUGUGAAUGGAGAUUGUGCAAGUUAUCGUGGACUUGGUGUAUCUACAGGAAUGCAAGUUACACAGUGUUUCAGUUUGCAACCUGCACUUUGCAAACAGCAACCAGCAUUUUGUCCAAAUCAAACACAAUAUGGGGGAACUUAUACAAGAUCGGGAAAUAUUACAUCACCCGGAUAUCCUGUGCAAUAUUAUAAUAACUUGGAUUGUAUCUACACUAUUAAUUGUAAGAUAACUAACUGAAAAUUGCCACGUCAUAACUUUUUUCUCUUUCAGCUCCAAAUGGCACAUACAUCACAAUUCAAUUCGAUCCAUAUCUCGUCGAAUAUGAGCUUGACUAUGUUGCAAUGUACGAUGGUCCGAAUACAAGUUCGAAAUAUUUGGGAGAACCUUCGUGGUUCGGAAAAAACUCGUACGAAAGUUCGAGUAAUGUGUUGACUUUUAAGUUUCACACAGAUUCAACUUACACGGAUAGAGGAUGGUUAGCAACAUGGGCGGCAAAGUGAGUAAGGAUCCUAGAAAACCCCGCAUAGUUUUUUGUUUUGCAGACCCACAACUCCACCAAUUCGAGUUAAUGGAACUAAUGGAACUCUUCAAUCUGGCAACUAUCCAGAAAAUUAUGAUGCUUAUGCUGAGCAAUUGUAUUAUAUUUCAGUUGCUUAUGGUUUCCAAAUCAAUUUGACUAUAACUGAUUUCAACACUGAAACAAAUUAUGAUGUUUUGCAAGUGUAUAACGCAUCAUAUAUUUCAACCUCUACUCUAGUUGCCAAGUGAGUUACCCUAAAUCUUAGGAAGCCACUUCAAAAUGAUUUUCUAGCUUGUCUGGAAGCUCGGUUGCUCCCUGGAACAUUCUAUCACCCUCCAAUUAUUUGACACUGAAAUUCACUUCUGAUGGAUAUUUACAAAAGAAAGGAUGGUUUGCGAAUUGGUUUAUUCAAUAA